AUGGCUGGAGGCAACGCGUUGGAGGAGCCGGAGGUGGACGCCGGAUUCGAGUUCGCCUUCGACAACGAUGCUUUCUCCGACAAGUUGCUGCGGAUAGAGGUCUUCGGCAGUGAUAAUGAGAAAUCUAGUGACUCUUCUCGUAUAUUGAUGGGUACACCGAUUUUACGGGUCAAUACUGUAAAUGUCAAUUCGGCGAUACUUGCUGCAAAAAGUCCUUUCUUUUUCAAGCUUUUCUCAAAUGGCAUGAAAGAGUCUGAUCAGAGACAGACAACACUUAGAAUUAAUGAUUCAGAGGAAAAUGCAUUCAUGGAGGUUAUUCGCUUUAUGUACAGUGGAAAGUUGACACCAACAACUGAGCCCACUCUUCUGGUUGAUAUCUUGAUGGCUGCUGACAAAUUUGAGGUCGUUUCUUGCAUGAAGCUUUGCGGUCAGCGUCUCAUGGGCCUGCCUAUGACCCCACAAUCUGCAGUCUCGUGCUUGGAUCUUGCAUGUUCUGUUUCAAUGCCAGCUGCCCUGGCAGAGGCCGCCAAGAAAUUCCUUGCUGAAAGAUACAAGGAAUUCCUCUCAACAAAGUUCCAAGAUGAACUGAUGAGGAUCCCUCUAGCUGGUAUUGUAGCCAUCUUAUCGAGGAAUCACCUCGUGGUCGCAUCUGAAGAAGCUGUCUACGACUUUGUGCUCAGGUGGGCUGAUUGCCAGUACCCAAAUUCAGAAGAAAGACGCAAGAUCUUGGGCUCACGUUUACUCCCACUAGUGCCAAUAAUGCGUGCCAUGAAAAAUGUGAUUACAAUUAAUCAGCCCAGCUAUAAACUUUACAUCAAUCUAGAACGUGAGCGAUGCUCCAGGCUCUUCCUGUCAGGAUCAGAAUACUGCCGGCAGUUCCGUUUCAUGGGGCAUCUCUUUGUCCUCUCGGCGCACUGCAACAUGGACUCGUCCAACUCUUUUGGCCUCUUAUUAGAGAUGCCUGUAGAAGACAAGGAGCUAGUGAGGGGGACAAUAGAUUAUAAGUUUGAGGCAAAGACAAGACUGACUCUGGAGUUUGACACAAAGUACGAGAGCACCUGCACCAUCGGUAGUAGAGAGGAUGUUCGAUGCAAGGAUCUCUUUAGUGUUCCUUGGACAAACUUCAUUGCUGAUGACAGUCCCUUCUUCAUCGACGACAUACUCCAUCUGCGAAUUCACCUGAAGAUAGUGUAUUAG
Lolium rigidum is the source of this 1197-nucleotide messenger RNA. Its product is annotated as BTB/POZ domain-containing protein At2g46260-like. NCBI's taxonomy places the organism in Eukaryota, Viridiplantae, Streptophyta, Magnoliopsida, Poales, Poaceae. Bases 1 to 1197 code for a protein of 398 amino acids. Gene Ontology annotation, molecular function: protein binding. The record is from RefSeq and is a predicted model, not a curated record. Gene Ontology annotation, cellular component: nucleus. The transcript has 5 exons. Gene Ontology annotation, biological process: response to red light.